This is a messenger RNA of Lachancea lanzarotensis, 1248 nucleotides long. RefSeq names its product LALA0S01e06172g1_1. The transcript has a single exon. Lineage: Eukaryota; Fungi; Ascomycota; Saccharomycetes; Saccharomycetales; Saccharomycetaceae. The record is from RefSeq and is a predicted model, not a curated record. Bases 1 to 1248 code for a protein of 415 amino acids.
AUGAUUCCUUUUGCUCACAAGGGCAAGAGCAAACGUCCCAAGUUUCUGUUCCAGCUCAGAAUUAGUGAACUCACCAAUAUCCCUCAAAGCUCUGGAUACUGUUUUGUCAAAUGGCACUUUAAAGAUGGCACCGGAACUACCAGUCAUUCGAUGGUGCCAUCGCCGUCUUCACCGUCGUCUGCUUCGCAAGAUGGUACGCAUGUAAUACGUUCAAGCUCGCAAAAUCGUGGGGCUACACCUCGUGUGCUUGUCAAACAUCAUCGUGCUAGUUGGGACUACACGUUGCCCAAACCGGUGCUUGUAAAGCUCACUACAGACAAAAACCGGAUUUUGCAACAUAAGGAAUUGGUCUUGGAAGUGUAUUUUGAGUUUUUAGAGCCGGUGGGGUCAUCGGCGAUUGAUCGGGCUGGGUCAUCAGCGGGAAGUGCAACUGAGCCGUCAGGAUCCACUUCCAACAGUGUCUACACUCAAAAAGUGUCGCGCAAAGUCCUUCUCGGUGUGGUUGAAAUCAACAUAGCAGAGUACAUCAAUCGUGAACAACGUCAGAUUCCUAGCCGGUUUCUACUUCAGAAAUCCAAAGUCAACUCUAUUCUGAGCCUUGCAAUUCAAAUGGAACUUGCACGCGGUAGUUUCGAUGAUUUUGAACCCUCACAGUUCUCCAAUUCGGGCCAGUUGCCCAACACUUUCCGAAACGGCAUAAGUGAAGUAUUUGACGCAUCCUCCGACUUCAGUUCUCCCAUCUCAUCUACUUUCACGCCUAAUGGUGCUAGCACCAGUAGCCCCACGAAAAAAACUGCAGACGGACAAGGGACGUUUCCCAUCACUAUCAAUAACCCAUUUGUCGAUAAGCUUUAUCAAAAAACUUUCCAAGUACCGUGGGAUCCACGACCGGGCGAACUGAAUCCCAAGGAGUGUGUCGAGGAUAUACUCGAUGGUGGCGACGGAUGGGCAAAGAAUGAAAAAGGCGUUAAUCUUAUAGACAUCGACGCAUUGCAUCUAGCUGAGCUAGAGAAAACCUACGACGAGAGUCAGAGACAUAUACCUAUGGAAAUGAAUCAUGGAGAAUUUGACAGGCGUGCAUUCGUAGAGCGAAGAGUAGGAGUUGACAGCCAUACCAAUACACAGAAAAGAGGUGUGGGUGAUCGUAAACCCGCCAACGCGUCUGCAAGCUCAUUAGUUGAAGACAUACCCGGUAACGGUGACUCGUCGUAUUUCAAGAGCUGGACCAUCAACAAGAUUUUACCUUAA